UUUCGCGGACGCGAACUGAACAAUAUGGCGUUGGAUGACUCGAGCAAGGUAUCAAAGGUCAAUGGAUUCGGAAUAAAUGAAUUAAUCUUUAUCUCAAUUUAAUUAUUACGUACGUUUCACUUGCACGCUGACGCAUGAUCUCGGUCGUGAUAUACAUUCUGUCUUCAAACGUAUUUUUCGGCGAACAGGGGGACAUGAAGUGCCUACUAUGGAGGUAGUAGAAUUAUUUAAUAAGUUCAAUGAGAGCCUGGCAUCAUACAUAUUUUCAAGAUGGAUUGGAAGAUUCAUAGAAGAAUAUCAGACAUCAAGGACAAUUUUUAUCAUUGGCACAACUCUACUGCUUAUUUUCUUGAUUGUGUCAAUCUUUGUGCUGCGCAAAUGGAAAAACAAAGAAUUUCUGCCGGAGGUAAAGGAGUUUGUUGGAGUAGGCACUGGAAAGCCAAGAUUCAGGAAGAGAGACAAGGUUCUCUUUUAUGGCAGAAAAAUGCUGCGCAAAGUAAAAUCAAUCAGUGGCCAAGUACAUGCUACUGGGCAAGGAAAGAAGAGACGAGCAGUCAUGAGAUUUGCUCGUCGAUUGUUACAACUUAAAAAGGAAACCGUACCACAGCAGCUUAAGGUAUUGGAACCACCCGCUGAGUAUCUGGAAGAAGAUUUAGGUCCUGGAGAGAGAGUACCGCCAGAUGCUUUAUAUAUACUGCAAAGUAUUAGAGUCUUUGGCCAUUUUGAAAAACCUGUGUUUCUGAAGUUGUGCAAACACACAGAAAUUAUGAAUUUAUCAGCUGGCAGUACAUUGUUUAAAAUUGGAGAUCCUGAUGAAAAUUUAUUUAUAGUGCAACAGGGUUUAGUCAAUGUAUAUAUCACUGGAUCUGAUGGCUCUCAAAUAUCAUUGAAAAUAGUGAAAACAGGAGAAUCUGUUACCAGUCUUCUUAGUUUUACUGAUGUACUUACUGGGCAUACAAGUACAUACAAAACUGUAUCUGCAAGAGCAGUGGAAGAUUCUAUUGUAGUAAAGUUACCAAUGUACGCGUUUCAAGAAGUAUUUCAAGAUUAUCCUGAAGCCUUUGUUCGAGUUAUCCAAGUCAUUAUGGUACGCUUACAGAGAGUUACCUUCACUGCAUUGCAUCAAUAUCUUGGUCUUUCUGCAGAAUUAGUUAAUCAGGGAUCACACAAGAAAAAACAAAGUCCAUUCUCUGGUUCGCCAGUACGAUCAAGGACCAGAGAGAAUUUUGCUUCACAAAACGAAGGUAUACCUGGUAUAUUUCCAGUCAGUACAUCGGAAAUGCACGAUACCAGUGAUCUUUCUCAUCGUGAUGUGCUUAAUAUGAGUAGUAGUUCUCAGCCUAUUCCCAUACUUGGAAAUCGUCGAAGAAAAAACAGUGCUGACUGGAAGAAUCAGAAUCUAAAUUCGCUAAAUCAGAAUUUAGCAGAUAUGGUACCAGAAUGUGACUCUCACUGGUCAAUUCCACCUUCAUCGAUGGCAUCUCAAUCAGUGCAUGGAUCACAUACAGAAGCUUCUCAGUCUGGAAAUACUUAUCCUGGUAAAAAACGCCAAACCAAUGAGACAGCACAGCAACAGCAGCAGCAACUAGAUGAAGCACAGCUCGUGCAGAUAGCCACCGACGCAUUUGUUCGUGAACUCGGCAUAGAGGAUGAGACGGUACUCAAAGACAAAGUGCAGAUCAGAGAAGUACCAGCUGGUACUUAUUUAAUGAAAGAAGAAUCUCAUAAGGAUGUCGCACUUGUAUAUGUACUUUCGGGCUCUCUGAUAGUAAGCCAACGCGUAUCAGAAGGCCGGGAUGCGGGUCAAGAAGUACACAUGUUUAGCGCUCAUCAGGGUGAAAUUGUCGGUGGUUUAGCGGUAUUGACCGGCGAACCAUCCUUUUACACGAUCAGAGCGAAGCAUCCCAGUCGUAUCGCGCUACUUAGCAAAUCAACGUUCUUCGCCAUCAUGCGAGAUCAACCUACAGUCGUGUUGCAUGUUGCACACACUGUCGUUCGCAGAUUAAGCCCGUUUGUAAGACAGGUGGAUUUUGCUCUCGACUGGUUGUUUCUUGAAAGUGGAAGGGCUGUUUAUAGACAAGGAGAUGAAUCGGACUCGACUUUUAUAGUAUUGAGCGGACGAUUGCGAUCGGUAAUUACUUACAAAAACGGCAAGAAAGAACCGGUAGCAGAAUAUGGAAAGGGCGAUUUAGUAGGAAUCGUAGAGAUGGUUACGCAAACUCCGAGAUCAACGACAGUCAUGGCGGUCAGGGAUUCCGAAUUAGCGAAGUUGCCGGAAGGUUUAUUCAAUGCGAUUAAAUUGAGAUAUCCAAUUGUCGUCACGAGAUUGAUAAAUCUUCUCGGCCAUCGUAUACUCGGCACUUGGCAACAAGCGAAAAAUGGAAAUAAUGACACUCAGCGAGCCGCAGCAACAGUCGAUGCUAGACCCGCGCAAAUAAAUUUCUCAACUGUUGCCAUAGUUCCCGUGUCGGAUGAUGUACCAUUAACUGCCUUUACUUAUGAAUUGUAUCAUUCUUUAUGUGCCAUUGGACCUUGUCUUCGUCUAACAUCGGAUGUCGUAAGAAAGACUUUAGGAACAACCAUUAUGGAACCCGCAAAUGAGUACCGGCUCACUUCCUGGCUCGCGCAACAGGAAGAUCAGCAUAGAAUUUCUUUGUAUCAAUGCGAUUCGAGUUACACGUUAUGGACUCAGCGAUGUGUAAGGCAAGCCGAUUGCAUUCUCAUCGUGGGUCUAGGUGAUCGACCACCAUCAAUUGGCCGAACGGAGCGGGAGGUAGAGCGAUUGGUCAUGCGAACACAGAAAGAGCUAGUGCUGCUACACAAGGAACAUAAUGGCCAGCGACCCACGAACACUGUUCAAUGGUUAAACAUGAGAUCGUGGGUGUCCAGUCAUCAUCACAUCCAGUGUCCGAAACGGAUGUUUACUAGGAGAUCGCAGUACAGAAUUAACGAGUUGUAUUCCAAAGUUCUCAUGUCUGAACCGAACGUACACAGCGAUUUCAGCAGAUUAGCGCGAUGGCUGACCGGCACCUCGGUAGGUCUCGUACUAGGUGGUGGCGGUGCGAGGGGUGCUGCUCACGUAGGCAUGCUCAAAGCCAUCAUCGAAGCGGGUAUACCCAUAGACAUGGUCGGCGGCGUUAGUAUCGGCGCCUUCAUGGGCGCCCUUUGGUGCAUGGAAAAGAAUAUCACUACCACCACGCAAAAGGCCAGGGAAUGGUCUAAGAAAAUGACGCAGUGGUGGAGGCAAAUUAUGGAUUUGACUUAUCCAAUGACUUCGAUGUUCUCUGGUAAAGAUUUCAAUAAGACUAUACAACAAACCUUCGGCGAUACAUACAUAGAAGACUUGUGGCUUCCGUAUUUCACUAUAACCACAGACAUCACGGACUCCUGCAUGCGCACGCAUAGACACGGAUCGCUGUGGCGGUACAUUCGGGCCUCGAUGUCAUUGUCUGGUUAUAUGCCACCCAUGUGUGAUCCUGUUGACGGCCAUCUCCUGCUCGACGGCGGGUACGUCAAUAACCUUCCAGCUGACGAAAUGUUGCGGCAAGGAGCACAUCACAUUCUGGCCAUCGAUGUCGGCUCACAGGAUGACACUGAUCUGACGAAUUACGGGGACUCGUUGUCCGGCUGGUGGUUAUUGUGGAAACGAUGGAAUCCGUUCGCCACACCGGUGAAGGUACCAAAUCUACCGGAUAUUCAAUCCAGACUGGCGUAUGUGAGUUGCGUACGUCAGCUGGAAGAGGUGAAGAGCUCAGAUUACUGCGAAUACAUCAGGCCACCGAUCGACAAAUACAAGACUCUUCAAUUCGCUAAUUUCGAUGAGAUCAAGGACGUCGGAUACCAACACGGAAAAACAUAUUUCGAAGGCCAGUCGAAAGCUGGAGUUCUGCCUCGAUUCAAUGCAGAUCGAGAAAAUGCGAGAGCUAUGCGAGCAAAGUGUCAGGCAGCUAAUCAACAAUCACCCUCUUCGUAUACUUUCACCGAUCUUGCGCAGAUGGUGUGUAAAGUUUCGCGCGUUAGUCGAUAUAUGGAUUUUGACUUAGAUUCUGAUUCGGAUGAACUGGAGGAAUAUGAAGCAGAUCUAGAAGAGGACGCACAGGAAGUAGGAUAUGCGUCUGAACCUACUGCCGGUAUUUUAGAUCAAAGCCCUGAGGAUAAUCUUUUAAGGCGAAGAACUGGCGUUUCGCUUAGCUUGUCUGAUACCGAAGCGGAGUCGGAACUAGAAUAUCAUGCGACGAUUUUCUGAAUAUUUGUUUAUUCACGAUAUCAUAUCUCACUCAACAUAAUCAGUUCAAUAUAAAUUUAGCUCAGAUAAAUUUAGCACAAAUCUUUUAAUCGCAUAAAAAUCAAAUUCACUUUUCAGUAAGCGAGCGGUGUCAGCGAUAAUCUACAUCAAAGUACAAAAAUAAUUGUUAUAAAAGAUAUAAUCAUUGGAACAUCAUUAUAAAACUACAUCACAGUACGAUAUGUAUACCCGUAUACGCGUAUCGUAAUAAAUGAUUGAUAUAAUUAUUGUUAUUAUCGCUAUAUAUUAAAUAUUAUAUAU
This is a messenger RNA of Camponotus floridanus (Florida carpenter ant), 4546 nucleotides long. It is a transcript of the gene sws, whose product is annotated as neuropathy target esterase sws. The transcript is spliced from 15 exons. Bases 209 to 4246 code for a protein of 1345 amino acids. Lineage: Eukaryota; Metazoa; Arthropoda; Insecta; Hymenoptera; Formicidae. Gene Ontology annotation, molecular function: phosphatidylcholine lysophospholipase A1 activity. Gene Ontology annotation, cellular component: endoplasmic reticulum. Gene Ontology annotation, biological process: phosphatidylcholine metabolic process. The record is from RefSeq and is a predicted model, not a curated record.